UCUCCGCGUCGCCGUCGCCGCUCGCCGUUCCCCGCGUCCUCCCCGCAGGUCCCCGCGUUCCCUGCCGGUCCUCGCCGCGGCCAUGGCUCCCAAGGGCGGCGCCAAGCAGCAGUCGGAGGAGGACCUGCUCCUGCAGGACUUCAGCCGCAAUCUCUCGGCCAAGUCCUCGGCGCUUUUCUUCGGGAACGCCUUCAUCGUGUCGGGCUGGUCUGCCUGUGCAGACUGUGAAGGCAGUUCUGAUGGUACUUCAGAGGGUGGGGAGGGCGACGUAUUAUCACGUGUGUCACAUGUUACCCACAGUGCUGGAGUAGCCCAGAAGAGGGAGGAUGCAGUUUCCAAAGAAGUGACUCGAAAACUUUCCGAAGCUGACAACAGAAAGAUGUCUCGAAAGGAGAAAGAUGAGAGAAUCCUGUGGAAGAAGAACGAGGUUGCUGACUACGAAGCGACCACCUUUUCCAUCUUCUAUAACAACACUCUGUUCCUGGUCCUGGUCAUCGUGGCCUCCUUCUUCAUCCUGAAGAACUUCAACCCCACAGUGAACUACAUCUUGUCCAUCAGUGCUUCCUCAGGACUCAUCGCCCUCCUGUCGACCGGCUCCAAGUAGACCGCCAGCCACGCCCUGGCUCAUGUCCCUGGGUGGUCCGGUGUGCCAGCAGCCUGGGGUCUGGGCAGGAGGCACACAAGAUGUUUUUAUGGUGUGCAGUUGGGAGGCUUAAAAACACAGCAGAAUGUAAUUGAGUAUUUGUUUAUUGGCUCUCUUGACAGACUGUUGAAAUUAAAUGAAUUGAAAGGGAAACAGAGUAUCAGGACAUUUAUUAAAGGCAAGAAGUCUUGCAAUAUGCCAUAAUCACCA
Dipodomys ordii (Ord's kangaroo rat) is the source of this 853-nucleotide messenger RNA. RefSeq names its product signal sequence receptor, gamma (translocon-associated protein gamma) (gene Ssr3). Gene Ontology annotation, biological process: SRP-dependent cotranslational protein targeting to membrane. The record is from RefSeq and is a predicted model, not a curated record. Gene Ontology annotation, cellular component: endoplasmic reticulum; membrane. NCBI's taxonomy places the organism in Eukaryota, Metazoa, Chordata, Mammalia, Rodentia, Heteromyidae. Bases 83 to 604 code for a protein of 173 amino acids. The transcript has 5 exons.